Molecule: messenger RNA, 2721 nt
Organism: Notothenia coriiceps (black rockcod)
Lineage: Eukaryota; Metazoa; Chordata; Actinopteri; Perciformes; Nototheniidae
Gene: pfn2a
Product: profilin 2a
Exons: 3
Coding region: 212-631 (139 amino acids)
Biological process (GO): regulation of actin filament polymerization; actin cytoskeleton organization; positive regulation of actin filament bundle assembly
Cellular component (GO): cytoplasm
Molecular function (GO): actin binding
Source: RefSeq, a predicted model, not a curated record
CGGAGGGAUCUGAUACAGACUACACCCAGCCGCUGCUUCACUCCCUGGCUUUCUUUGCUGCCCCAGCCUUGACGUUGUUAACGUCGUAGUGCGGGUUAGAUUAGAGACUGUCCACUCGUCUCUAGGUUUCCUUCCGAUUUGUCUCUCUCCUGUCUGGCAACCAUACUUCCGAAGCAGCAGGGAUAUUCACAUAGCAUCAAUUUUCUUGAACAUGUCUUGGCAAAGCUACGUGGAGAACCUGAUGGCCGAUGGCAGCUGUCAGGAUAGCGCCAUUGUUGGUUAUACGGACGCCAAAUAUGUUUGGGCAGCACAUGCCGGUGGUACAUUCAACAAUAUCACGUCUCAAGAAAUUGAUGUCCUCAUUGGUAAGGACAGGGAGAGCUUUUACACCAGCGGUAUGACUCUGGGUGGAAAGAAGUGUUCAGUCCUGAGAGACAGCCUCCAUGAUGACGGGGACUGGACAAUGGACAUCAGGACGAAGAGCGGGGUAGGAGAACCCACAUACAACGUCACAGUGGGAAGAGCCGGAAAAGUAUUGGUUUUUGUCAUGGGAAAGGAGGCGGUCCAUGGUGGAAUACUAAACAAGAAAGCACAUUCAAUGGCUGACUACCUGAGGAAGGCUGGAUAUUAAGCAACCUCUCCACCCAUCCAUCAGCCCACCCCCCCAACCAACCAACCAACCACCCACCCACCGCAUUGUGUUGACACUCCUUCCAGGAUUAGACGGCAUACAAUGUAACAUCCUACCCAGUGUACCCUUUUUUUUAAAACGGCCUUUUGUUUGCUAAAAUCCCCUUUUUUUUUUCUUUUCUUUUUUUUUAUAUAUAACCCACCCCCACUUAAACCUUGUACUUUAUUUUUUUUGGCACUGCAGUAAUGGCAUGUACAUUGAAAUGUUUAUUAACAAAAUAAAAGUGUAAAACAAAUUGGGAUUGGCUUUGUAUAACAUCACUUACGAUUCCAAGCAGAAGUACACAUGUAACGGGGUUUUGCUUAACCCUUAUGUUGUGUUCGGGCCUCCCGUGACCCGUUUCAAGUUUAAAUGAUAUAAUAACUACGCUCUAGGCAUUUUUUGUUUUUUUACGGAACAAGGCUUCAUGAUCUCCUCCAACAGCUAUAUAAACACUAAAAAACAGAUUUUGACAAUUUAAGCUAAGCCUGAUCGUCUCUUAAAAAAAAAAAAAAAGUAUAAUUUCGCGUCGGGUCUGGGAAGAACCAGCAGCAUUGUUGGGGGUGACUCGGGCAAAUUUGGCCCAAUCAAGAUUCAUCUUUGACUUUAUACACUCCAACCCCUUCAUCCACUGUAACAAUAAUUUAAAACUUUUUGGGGGAGAGAUUGUAUUCUAAUAUUAUUCUGCUGUCAGAUAACGUAAUGAUCCACUGUCUUCACUAUAGGAAAUAUGAGUUUUACUUAAAUAUGUGGUGUAAUGUUUUUUGGGGCCAUAAAAUUACAGCAGGAUUGUACUGUUAUGAAUGCAUUAUAAGUUAGUUAUGAUGUAGUUAAAACAAUAUUGGAUGAUAGUGUUUUGGACUGAGAAAAAUCAUGGGACAAAAUUGACCCGCGAACGUCAUGAACGGUAACAGCUUUUGAACGCAACACAAGGGUUAGCAAUACUAUAAAAAUGGCUGUUUUGUUUUUUUUGGCAUUUAAAGUUGCAUGCAUACCGUCUUAAGCAAAUCUCUGUUCCGGAGUAAUAUUCCAGCCAAAGCCCAUCUUCUCUUCUGCCUCCAUCUUGAAAGAAAUGUCCUCUGAGAAAGUCCUGUAUGUGUGUACCAAUUUGCUUCCUGUUCCCCUCCAUCACAUGCUUUUGCUGUUGUACCUGAACGUGGUCUUAAUGAUGUGGGCUGUUGUUUUGAGUGUAGUGUAAGAAGAAGACAUAUUCAGAACAUCCUGCAGUCUAUGCGGACACCUCCAUGACGGCUCGGACAUUUGUCAGCUUCUGCUAUUUGUAAAUUUGUCUGCAUCACUUCAACCAUGUGAAUUUAUUUUGUCCCCCCCUACCCUCUUUGGACAAAUUGUCAAAAGUAAGAGGAUUAACAAAGUUUUUCUGAUGGAGGAUUGUUGGCAUCACCUGUUGACUGUUAACCAUAAAGGCGACUUCAGAUGUUAAACCGCUUCCUUAGACAUCGACGCAACUUUCAUCACUAAUUGAUUUGUAGCUGACUUCAUGUCCAUUAACCAAUGAAAAAGCAUUUUACUACAGUAUGAAGGACUGUACACCGAGGAUUGUUGGGCUCCUUGGAAUUAUUUGCCUUGUGCUUUAGUCAUCAAAGGUGUAUUCACAAUUGUCAUAGUACGGUACUUAGAAGUAUAUUUAAAAGAAGAAAAAAAAAUGAAGCUGUGUUCACUAAAACCUCUUGAAAAUGGUGUUGGAAUAAGAACAUUUGUAAGUUGUCUUGUGAACAUUUUCUGAGAAUAACUGUAUUCUGUGCCAUAAAAAUUGAUCUGAUCUGUUGCUACGAGUUGGAUUUUUAACUGCUGCCCCGGAAAAAGAAGUAACUUUUAAUGGGACUUUCCUAAGGGGGAUGUUUUGGCAUCAGUAAUCUCCAUCUUUGUGUAAUAUGUACAGAAUUAAACAACGGAAAAAUAAGUUUGCGAUAUUUUGUCUUUUCUUUUUUUUGUUGUAAAUUCUUUCAGCCACAAAAUCUGCUAUUUUGAAUGCCAUGAAUUGAUGAGACAUCUUGUUUGCAGACAGAUCAAUAAAAGUUAUUCCAACCAGA